This is a messenger RNA of Lucilia cuprina (Australian sheep blowfly), 4194 nucleotides long. RefSeq lists its product as uncharacterized. The record is from RefSeq and is a predicted model, not a curated record. NCBI's taxonomy places the organism in Eukaryota, Metazoa, Arthropoda, Insecta, Diptera, Calliphoridae. Bases 84 to 1292 code for a protein of 402 amino acids. Gene Ontology annotation, molecular function: protein binding. The transcript has 6 exons.
CGUCACUUCGCAUUUCACUUGAGGCUGCUUGAUAAGAAGUAUAUUUAGUGUUAAGAAGUGUCUCCAGUGCGAUAAUUUAAUGCAUGUUUAAGAAAAGACGUCCUGAUCAAGUUCACAAUUGUACUCUUGCGAAUAUAUCAAUGACAUCUUUAACAGUAACCUGCACGGAUGGUUUCAAUGGAGGUCUUCCUCAGCUUUUUAUCUUGGAAUUGGUUGAUACUCAAACAAAUGAGAUCAAAGCUAACAUCACCUCAACUAUACCGCGAUUUACUGUUUCAACAUUAUCGCCUGGUGGACUAUAUACCUUAUCUGUUUAUGCAUUUAAUUCUAAAGGCAGAUCUGAUCCAACUAUUCUAAGUGCUGCCAUGUUAAGAAUGCCUGAGAAACAGCUGACGUUUGAACCAGGUGAUAAAUCAAGAUCUGAUCUUUUAGUUUCUCCGAUGAUUUCACUAACAGUUGGAUUAACACUAGUGGUUUUAGUGGCAGGAUUGGCUGUUAUUUUAGCAUUACGAGUGCCAUGUAAUAGUUCCCGACGAAGACAAAAAGAAUUUCCUAAUGAUCAAGAUUCAAGAAAUGGAUCUCCUGGACCAAGUGAAAAGAGUGCGGGAAGUAAAGAACUGGAAAGUAAUGAUGAUGAAAAAAACCCUGAUGUAGUACCCGAAUCAAUGGAUCCUAAUGAACAAAUCGAUUACAUUAGACGUAAGCAACAAAUUUCUACAAUUGAAUCAAGCUGCAGUCCCACCAGAAAUCUUUUAACAAACACACCUCCACCUCAACAAUACGCAUCAGGUAUGACUCUUCAUUCAUCACAUAACAUGGGAUAUUGCACUCUACGAAGUGGAUUACAAACAUCUUCAGUUGUGGGAUCACUUUCAAUGAGUGUUACACCACACGUUUACUCGAGUUCCAUAGCCCAGUGCACACUUCCUCGACAUACAAACCAGCAUUUGUGGACAAACUACAAUAAUAUAUUAACAGGUGUAGGACACCUGCAGCCAAUUACAACAAUGCAUCAACAAACACUGCCAACAACAUCCAAUAUGAAUCAAAUUCCAACGCAUUCAGAGCAGCAGAAUUCUUCCACCGCUGUUAAUGCAAUCCAAGCAGCUAAUAUGUCAUCAAUGACUAGUAGGACACAUAAUUUUCAGCCAGGAAUACAACAAAUACAUCGAGCCAGAGUUUGUGUAGACAUGGGUAGCAGUGGUAUUCAUACUAUGGAGCCUGCAUGCCUGUCAGACGAAGAAGUAACAGCCCAAACUCCGCUUAUGAUGAAACGCGAAAGUACAGUAUGACUAUAGGAUUCUCACAGGGUUACCGACACAGCCCUGUGACAUCAUAUUAGACUAGGUAUUGACACUAAUUGCGAAAAUGUACACACCGAACCACCAGAUUAUGUAUAAAUUAAAACAAUCUUCAGAUAAUUAUAUUAAAUAUAACUCAGGAUUUGUUUAUGUUUACAAAGAAGAAAAUGAAGUGUCAAAUUAUAUUCAUAAUAAAGGAAUAACAACCAUUAUCAUGUAAAAUGAUUGUAAGUUUCAAGAAGUGUAGUCAAAAUUUUUAGUUUCUUAACUGUAAUGUGUAAAAGUGUAUUGAUCUAGCAGAAUCAGGGAUGGAAUCCAAAAAUAUAUACCUUGAAAUAAUCGACUUUUUUUACUCACAUUGCAUAGUAAUAAAAUUGUUUCCAAUCUUUCUGUUAGGUCAUGCUUACGGCAAUUUUGAAAGUAAUAUGUGAAAUGUGAUUAUUCAGUAAAUUUAUGAAGAAUGGAGUGGUCUAAAAUUUGGUUCCAGUUUAGUCAUUUUUACGCGAUUCAGAAUAAGACAUAAGCAAUUAUAAUAAAUUUGAAUUGAGUUAAAAUUAUUUAAUGUUACCACAGUUAUUGUCAUUUUGUUAAAACUAAUUUCUAAUUUUUAGCUGGAGACCUUACCCUAGAAGCACCCUCAGCGAUUACUAGUUUAAUGCGAUAUAGUUAUCUAGUUUUCAUGUAUCUUUCAAACAUAAUUAUUAUUACAUAUUUUUAUCAUUAUUAUUGUUAUUAUUAUUAUUAUUAUUAUUAUUCGACAUUUUCCAAAACCCGGUUUUCAAAAAGUUGAAAUUUGUCAUUUUGACAAUCUUAAGUAAACUAGCAAAACUAGCGUAUUCUAAAAUCGUUCAGUUUUUAAGUCUAUGUAGAUCUCAUAGACAAUCCAACGGCGACACGAAAUAAUUCUCAAUGAAAUAACGCCCAAUUAAUAAUUGGGUUCAUAUAGAAUUUUCAUAUGAUAAUGAACCUUAUAUUGGAGAUGGCAAAUUAUACAACGAUUCGGAAAAAGUUCUGUUUAAUGAAAAAAAUCGAUGAAAUGAAAUAAAUGAAAAAAUAUGAAAUAUAUACACACAAAACAUAUUCAAUUAAAUGCGUUCAGGUGAUUUUCGCGUCUAUCAUAUUUUCAUAGAGUGAUUCAUAUAAAAACAAAAUAUAUUUGUUAAGAAUUUUAUCAAGAAAGCUUUAUUUUACAUAAAAAUAUUUGCAUUUAAGUGAUUUUUUAAAGUGGUCCAUAUAUAGGAGCUAUGACCAAUUGUGGAUCUAAACAAACCUACGUUUGCAUUCUAUACCUUAUUUAAAGAUACAAAAUUAUGGUUUGAUACCUACAGUUAAUCACAAAAAUAAGUAUACAGAAAAAUAAGUAUACAGAAAUGAUUUAAGGUGAAGUUAAAUAAGUGCAAAAAUUACGUCACUAAAGUAAGUAUACAGAUCAUUUCAAUAUAUAUUUGGUUUAAUUAUAUUAACAAAAUUUAUGAAAAUUUUAUGUGUUCGAAUAUAAUUACUUUAUAAUGAAAAUAUUUUUUACACAAUAACUGGAAAAAAUACGAAAUCUUGAAAUUUGGGCCGAUUGGCUUCGGAAAUAAAUAGUAAAACAGUUUUUCUCACUUCUACGAAAUUUUUUAUUAUUGAAUACCGGAUCCAAAACUCCGGGGGUUUAAGUAGCAAAAUGGCCUUAAAUGAAAAUAAUGCUAGUAUAAUUAAUAUUUGGGUCAAUUACCAAAAAUUUAAAUUUAUCAGAACUAAAAGUGAAUUUUUUUGGAAGUUAUUGUUAAAAUAUAUAUUUUUUAUACAGGAAUUAUAAUCAAACAGAUUAAAUUUUCCUAAAUUUUGUUACUUAAUAUCAUUAAACCAAAUAUAUAUUAAAAUGAUUUCUAUACUUACUUUUGUGUCGUAGAACCUUAACAAACAAAAAUACUUUUGCUUCCUUUAAUGUUAUAAAUCAAACGUCAAAUCUAUUUUAAACGUUCUGCCCCUUAUAAAAUUAUAUUAUUUUCUAUUUAAUUGCAUUUAUUUUUCUGAUUUUAUUUUUUAUAUGUCUUUAACUAUUUUUGACCACAGACUGAACCGAGUAAUAACACAAUUAUAAAUCUUAUAAUGAUAAACAUUAUAUUUUUUGUAAAAUUUCUCAAAACUAAAAAAAUCUUAUAUUUAAAUUAAGUUGUGUUUUGUUACUAACGAUCGAAGGAAAUUUCAUAUAAAUUUAAAAGUUAUAAACGUUAGGAGUUAACGUGUAAAAUUAUAGAAGUUAAUUUUAACGUUAAUAAAAGUGUUACCAAUUCAAAAAUAAAAAUACAAAUAUGAAUGUUUUUAUGUCAAAUAAUAAAAAAUAUUUCAUAAUAAAAGUUAAAUUGAAGAAAAUUACAAAAUAAAAAAACUUUUUAAGGAAUAUUAAAUAAUUUCAAGAUUAAGCUGAUUUUUUCUGUGGGGUAAUGCCUAGACAGGUAAUGUUCGCUUAGGGAAAACUUUAUUGAAAUUGUAGUGAUUUAUUCAAUUUCGUAGUUUUAAAAAUAAAAUGUUUUCGCAAUUAUUAGAUAAAUAAUAAAAAUUCAAUUAAGAUGAGAAACAUAAUGACCUCAACUAUCUGAAUGUAGACUUUAAAAAUCAAUUAGUUUGUUUAAAAAUUUGUAAAAUGUCAUUUUUUCGAAACAACUUUUUCGGCUAUGCUAUUCUUGUAUUGCGAUAUAUUAUGACUCCUUAAGGCCCAACUAUUAUGUACAUAAGUGCAUUUAAACAAUUUAGCUCCAUUUGCAUAUUUAUGUGACACACGUGAAUAAAAUACAUAUUUCAUAAUAUUUUAUGAAAAUAAAUUAAUUUCCUUUUUAUACCCACCAUCAAUAAAGAUGGGGUGUAUAUUGAUUUUGUCAUUCCGUGUGUUACACAUCAAAAUAUUGCU